AUGCCUUCCCCAAUCCCCGCCCCCUUCCUCCAAGCCCUCCGCCUCCUCAUCCGCGCAAACCACAUCCUGCACCAACAAGGCCUCGUCGACGCCUUCGGGCACAUCUCGAUCCGCCACCCAAUGGACAAAUCCCAAUACCUAAUCGCAGCCUACGACCCCGGCGCGCCCGCGCUCGUAAAAUCCCGCUCCGACUUCAUCGCCUACUGGAUCGCGGAUUCGUCGCCCGUGGACGCGUCGGCGCCGCAGGGCUACAGCGAGCGCUUCAUCCACGGGGCGGUGUUUAAGAAAUUCCCACACGCGAACUGCGUCGUGCACAGCCAUUCCGAGGCUGUGAUUCCGUUUACGCUGGGGAGGCAUGGUGUGAAGCCGGUUUUCCACAUGGCGGGGUUCAUGGGCGCGGACUGGUGUCCGAUGUUCCGCGCGGGCGAGGCGUAUAGCAGUAUGAGGGAGUUCGAGCCGGAUAUGCUGGUGAAGAAUCAGGCGCUUGGGACUGCGCUCGCGGACAAGAUGAGCGAUGAGCAGCCGGUUGUGCUGCAGCAUAAACACGGUUUCACGACGUUUGGGGGCAGUGUCGAGGAGGCGAUUUACCGCGCCGUCUACACGCAGACGAAUUGCAAGCUGCUUGCGCAGGCGCUGGCGGUGGAGAAUCUGGACUGGGAGCGCGUGGCGUUUUUGACGCGGGAGGAGGCGCGCGCCUGUAGGAUUAUGAAUGAGAAGUGCCAGGAUAAGAGCUUCAGGCUGUGGUUGAGGGAGGUGCAGGUCAAUCCGCUGUUUGAGAAUGAGGAGGGGGAGCCGGAGAAAGGGGAGGUCGCGGGUAUGAAGAUGUGA
Messenger RNA from Parastagonospora nodorum SN15, 828 nucleotides. RefSeq lists its product as hypothetical. Gene Ontology annotation, biological process: pentose catabolic process. The transcript has a single exon. Gene Ontology annotation, molecular function: aldehyde-lyase activity. The coding region runs from base 1 to 828 and encodes 275 amino acids. Gene Ontology annotation, cellular component: cytosol. The record is from RefSeq and is a predicted model, not a curated record. NCBI's taxonomy places the organism in Eukaryota, Fungi, Ascomycota, Dothideomycetes, Pleosporales, Phaeosphaeriaceae.